UCGACCAAUCCUCAGAGACCGAGGUGGUGUCGGCGUGACGACAGCAAGGGGCAGGGUCGAAACAGCCCAGGGGGCGGGCGUUUGAAAUCCGUGCUUUAGAGCAUACCCUAAACAUGAUUUUAUACCUUCAAGAACCAAUUACUUAAUGUCUCUUCCGUCUUUUCCUUCCCCGACCCCCUCCCAGACUCCUUCAUUCCGGUACUGCGUGGACGGAAAGCCCCGGGUAGCCGACACCACGUCCCCGGCUAGCGAGAGAGAGCGUAGAAAAGGAUUACACCCAACUGUUUAAAUCCAACGGCUCCUGCUGCCUUUCUCCUGAUCUAGACCCAACAAGCCUAGAGAGUUGGGCUACGGAAAAACUAGUAUUUUCAUUUAAUUGGAUAUGAAGAAAGAACAAAUAUGUACGGGGGCAACCACGAUCUUUAUAAAGAACAUAAGUUCCAGAAAAUCAGGAACCUUGUCUCUCUUGUUCACUGGUGUAUCCUCUGCAUAUAGAACAGUGCCUGGCACAUAAUAGGUGCUGAGUUUUGUUUAAACACUGCUCUGAAGACACUACAUUUAGGAUACAUAUGCAGGACUGGGUGAUUCAAUAGACCUCAAGAGGACAGAGCCAGAUUCUAACUGAGGAACAUAACAGAGUUGCAGGCUCAGCCAACAUAAGUUCUGGGCAAAACUUGUGCCCAAACUUCUGCCCAGAGUGGAGUCUCUAGGUGAAUUGGCACGCCAAAGAGAUAUUGUCAUUUCAUUUGCAUAAAAGUCCACUGGUAGGUCCUGUUGACUCAUAGAUACUCAAACCCGUUUUUGAAAAAGUAGCAUUUUCCAACAUCCUCAACUAUCUGAAAAAUACAUAAAAUUUUGAGUCUGUUUCUUAUUGAUGGAAGCUAUGAAGUCUAAGGCCAACUGUGCUCAGAACCCAAGUUGUAAGAUAAUGAUAUUUCAUCCAACCAAAGAAGAGUUUCAUGAUUUCGAUAAAUAUAUUGCUUACAUGGAAUCCCAAGGUGCACAUCGAGCUGGCCUGGCCAAGAUAAUUCCACCCAAGGAAUGGAAAGCCAGACAGACCUAUGACGACAUCAACGACAUCUUAAUAGCCACUCCCCUCCAGCAGGUGGCCUCUGGGAAGGCAGGUGUGUUCAUGCAAUACCAUAAAAAGAAGAAAGCCAUGACAGUGGGAGAGUAUCGCCACUUGGCAAACAGUGGGAAAUAUCGCACCCCACCACACUUGGACUUUGAGGAUUUGGAGCGAAAAUACUGGAAAACCCGCCUGUAUGAUUCACCGAUAUAUGGCGCGGACAUCAGUGGCUCCCUAUUUGAUGCAAGCACUAAACAAUGGAACCUUGGACACCUCGGAACCAUUCAGGACCUGCUGGAGCAGGAGUGUGGAGUUGUCAUCGAAGGCGUCAACACGCCCUACCUGUACUUUGGCAUGUGGAAGACCACCUUCGCCUGGCACACGGAGGACAUGGACCUUUACAGCAUCAACUACCUGCACUUCGGGGAGCCCAAAACGUGGUACGCGGUGCCCCCGGAACACGGCCAGCGCCUGGAACGCCUGGCCAAGGAGCUUUUCCCGGGCAGUUCGCGGAGCUGUGAGGCCUUCCUGCGGCACAAGGUGGCCCUCAUGUCGCCCACUGUCCUCAGGGAGAACGGGAUCCCCUUUAGUCGGAUCACUCAGGAGGCUGGAGAGUUCAUGGUGACGUUUCCCUAUGGCUACCACGCCGGCUUCAACCACGGCUUCAACUGUGCGGAGGCCAUCAAUUUCGCCACCCCGCGAUGGAUCGACUAUGGCAAAGUGGCCUCUCAGUGCAGCUGCGGGGAGGCCAGGGUCAGCUUCUCCAUGGACGCCUUCGUGCGCAUCCUGCAACCCGAGCGCUACGAGCUGUGGAAACGCGGGCAGGACCGGGCUGUCGUGGACCACGUGGAGCCCACGGCGCCGGGCAGCCAGGAGCUGAGCGCCUGGAGGGAGGCCUGGGCGCCCGGGAGAGCCACGCUGGGCCUGAGGCACCUCCAGCCCCCUAGGGCGGCACGCACCCCUCGGCGGGUGGCUCCCUGCAGUGGGCCCCGCCGUCGCCGUGCCCCUGUGCGCCAGGCAUCCUCGCGCCCCUCGCAGUCCCGGGGUUCUGCCUCUGCGGCCCAUUCUGGGGCUGCUGCCGCCCGCAGCUCCCCGGAGCCCGGCCCAUCAUCUCUGCCGUCAACCCCGGGUCAGUCUGCCGCAGAUCUCCAGCCAAAUGGUAGAUGUGGUCAUGGUCGUCGUCUUGGGGAACAGGAGACUCAAGAGUCCAUUGUCCAGGCCCGGGCUAAGAGGUGCCUCUCCGUGGACUCAGCGAGCACAGCUCGGGACCUUGAUGCUGAGCACAGCUGAACCCUGCCCACCCCUCAACCCCUAUCUCUACAUCGUGCAAAGGCUUCCGGGUGGUGCUGUGCCCCUGUCCCUAAAGCCCAGGUUAUGCCUUUGUUUCCUGCUGCUCUUGUGUUUGGAGAUUCAUUGAUACUGGUCACAUUUACAUCUCAGAGCUUUGGGCACAUUCGUAGGUCAUGGGCCUUGCAUGAGAGUCCCCACUGUUGCCUCUGAUCAGGUUGAGUCCUUGGUAUUUACCAAGUUCGUUAUAGUUUGUUCUUCCUCCCAGACCCUAGAAUGUCUUUGGACAUUGCUAACUCCUGUGUUGCCAACCGAGGUUUCAUCCACUGGACACUCUUGUAUCUUUGCAAAGUAGGUUCUGCUGAGUUUGCCAGAGCCUGAUAUACCCAGACUCCCAUCUUCUGGGACAACUCUGAAUGUUGCCCAGCUUCUGAAGAAUCCUGGCCUUUGGUUCCCCUCCAAUCUCCCUCCCUUUUUUCUUCCUCCUCCCCCUC
This is a messenger RNA of Rhinolophus ferrumequinum (greater horseshoe bat), 2850 nucleotides long. It is a transcript of the gene KDM4D, whose product is annotated as lysine demethylase 4D. The coding region runs from base 875 to 2359 and encodes 494 amino acids. The record is from RefSeq and is a predicted model, not a curated record. Gene Ontology annotation, biological process: chromatin remodeling. NCBI's taxonomy places the organism in Eukaryota, Metazoa, Chordata, Mammalia, Chiroptera, Rhinolophidae. Gene Ontology annotation, cellular component: nucleus. The transcript has 3 exons. Gene Ontology annotation, molecular function: histone H3K9 demethylase activity.